AAGAAUUGUCAUGGAUUUCAAAACAACGAAACAGUAACAACAUUAGCGACCGUACAAGUGCGUCGUUAUAUUAUUAUUGCAUUUUGUAAAAAAAAAGUUGUUUACGAUAUGGGAUUAUGUUCAUCGUGUUUUAAAAGUGCUGAAACUGAAACUUUGUCGCCAAGUGCGGAAGUUCGACGGCAACAACAACUUGAAGCAGCUGAACGACGUCGCAUUCAAAACGAAACUAGAGGUAUUAAGAACCCUGAAAAAGUUAUGCGCAUGCAGUAUAGAGCACAGGAAAUCGAAAAACGCGAGGAAGAAGCAGCUCGUAUAGGCGGAGGGCAACCAAGUUUGAGAUGGCAACAAGACUGAUGAUUUGAUACUACGAAAUGGUAAUUUAUUGGAAAGUGUACAUAUUAUGAGAAUGAUUUUAUUUAUAUUGUAAAUCGUGCUUUAAUAUAUAUGACUAUAAAAUGUAAUGUAAUACAAAUACUAUGCAUGUA
This is a messenger RNA of Wyeomyia smithii (pitcher-plant mosquito), 485 nucleotides long. RefSeq lists its product as uncharacterized. The coding region runs from base 109 to 354 and encodes 81 amino acids. Lineage: Eukaryota; Metazoa; Arthropoda; Insecta; Diptera; Culicidae. The transcript is spliced from 3 exons. The record is from RefSeq and is a predicted model, not a curated record. Gene Ontology annotation, biological process: positive regulation of autophagy; negative regulation of retrograde protein transport, ER to cytosol; negative regulation of VCP-NPL4-UFD1 AAA ATPase complex assembly. Gene Ontology annotation, cellular component: endoplasmic reticulum membrane.